This is a messenger RNA of Magallana angulata, 5084 nucleotides long. Its product is annotated as receptor-type tyrosine-protein phosphatase mu-like. Gene Ontology annotation, molecular function: protein tyrosine phosphatase activity. The coding region runs from base 72 to 3623 and encodes 1183 amino acids. The transcript is spliced from 28 exons. NCBI's taxonomy places the organism in Eukaryota, Metazoa, Mollusca, Bivalvia, Ostreida, Ostreidae. Gene Ontology annotation, biological process: protein dephosphorylation. The record is from RefSeq and is a predicted model, not a curated record.
CGGAUUUAUGGUUAUGCAGUUCAACACUAUAGCGGCAUUGGCUGAAUGACGGUAUAGGAACAUUUGUCAAAAUGAAAAGACAGACUUGGUUAAUUUUAUGCACGUGUUUUUUGGAUGUUUUUCAUUGCUAUGAAAAUAUUGCCAUUAAAAAGCCAGCAUACCAACAAAACCCAUACUUCCCAAAUAACGACACAUUUGCAGCAAGUAAUGCUGUAGAUGGGCGCAAAACAAACCUGAUGUGGAACGGAGGACAAUGUGCUGUAUCUGCAAGCGGACAAACCGCCACCUGGUGGGUGAACCUGACAAGCAUCCACAGCAUCCAUCACAUCACCAUCUACUACUUGACGAAUAAUAAUAUCUGGGAUUCUUCAAGUUAUUUUGCACGGUCCUUUUUGGGAUUUUCUGUGUAUAUCUCAAACACGACAAAUAGACUACAAGGAACACUGUGCUUUAAGGACAUAAACUUUUCAGCAAGCACCAUACCUGCUGUGUUUAAUACAACAUGUAACUUGAUUGGACAAUAUGUUAUAUACUACAACGAGCGACUGAAUAACGUAACAUAUCCAGAAAAUUACUCUGAGUUUGCUGAAAGCGAUCUAUGUGAGGUGGAAGUUUAUGUUUGUCCACGGGGAUUUUUUGGAGAGGGAUGUGCUGAUAAAUGUUCCGAUAAUUGUUACGGCUGUAACCACAUCAAUGGUCUGUGUGACUCUGGAUGUAAACCAGGAUGGAGAGCAGACAACUGUCAAGAAGUAUGCUUACACGGACACUUUGGACAGGACUGUGCUUACACAUGUAACAACACGUGUAAAGGAUGUAACAACGUCAAUGGUCUGUGUGAUUCUGGGUGUAAUCCUGGCUGGAAGGGAGACUACUGUAAUGAAGCUUGUUCGUACGGAUUUUUUGGACUUGACUGUGCUGAAAAAUGCAUUGAGACGUGUACAGGUUGUAACAACAUCAAUGGUUUAUGCGAUUAUGGCUGUACCCCAGGAUGGACAGGAUAUUUUUGCAAUAAAGUUUGCCAAGUUGGAUUCUUUGGACAAGAGUGUGCUUACAUAUGUAACAACACAUGUAAAGGCUGUAACAAUGCCAAUGGUCUGUGUGAUUCUGGGUGUAAUCCUGGCUGGAAGGGAGACUACUGUAAUGAAGAUUGUAACAGAGGGUCAUAUGGCAUUGCUUGCCAAGAAAUCUGUGGACAUUGCCGUGACGUCAACCAUUGUUUACAUAUAAAUGGAACAUGUCUCACCGGCUGUAGUGCAGGCUAUCAGGGGACAUUGUGUAAAGAAACUUGCAAUAACGGCUCAUUUGGAAAUGACUGCAGUGAACAUUGUGAAAGCUGUCGUGACAACGACUGCCACCAUAUUAAUGGGACGUGCUUAUCUGGAUGUGCUGAUGGUUACCAAGGAGACCUGUGUAAAACACAUUGUGAAAAGACUUUCUUUGGAAUGAAUUGCUCACAAAAAUGUAAUAUCAGAUGUUUAAAUCAGGAUUGUCAUCACGAGACCGGAGAAUGUGUUGACAACGAAAAACAUAACAACCUACCAACUAUAAUUGUCCUGCUUGGAAGUAUCGUUGCAGUCGCUGUUCUUCUUAUUACAAUUUUGUUUUGGAGGACUCGAAGUAAGACAUUGAAGUUACGUACUACCACUAACAACGACGACUAUGAGGCACAAACUUCAAUUCAAUACCUUGGUCAAAACAGAAUGCAGAAUCUUUCAACUUACUGUCAGAGGAGUAACUUUGAAGAAAGUAGGAAUUUGCCAAGUUCAUUAAAUAUGAAAUGUACACAUGGUAAAACUUCAAAGACGGCAAGCAAUAGCAAUGGAUUUAAAGAUAAAAACACAUUUGUUAAUGAAAAAGUACACGCAGGAAAUCAGAUUGACGACGUAUUUCAGAUAAAAGAACAUUGUACAAUAGAUAGAGAUGUAACUGAAUUAGGAAAAGUUAUUGAAGGAAUCAAGAAAAACGAUGACAGCGGUUUUAAAAAAGAGUAUGCGUCGCUACUGUAUGGAGACCAGUAUCCGUGUAAUAUCGGAAAGCUUCCUGGAAAUAUAACAAAAAACAGAUUUAAAACCAUACUUCCCUAUGAUCAUUCUAGAAUUACACUUGAAAGAAAGUGUUCUGACUACAUAAAUGCCAAUUAUAUUGACGGUAUUGGGCAAGAAAAUGAUUACAUUGCAACCCAAGGACCAAAACAAAACACUGUCAACGACUUUUGGGUUAUGGUAUGGCAAGAAAAGGUAGCACAAAUAGUCAUGUUGACAAAUCUAGUAGAAGAAAGCAAGAGAAAAUGUAUUCAGUAUUGGCCAGACCUGGAGGCAAGCAUGGAUUGUGACAUUUUAACAUUAAAAACGACUGAGGAAAGGCGUUAUGCGUAUUACGUCAUUCGUAGGCUGAAUGUUAAACACAGACAGAAACAUGAGAAUAGAACGGUCACCCAUUACCAUUUCACAGCCUGGCCGGAUCACGGUGUCCCGGAUCCGAUUUGUCUUUUACUAUUCCACAAUCAUGUGGAAAGAACAAAACGUACCAGCUACGGAGGUCCAACUAUCGUACAUUGCAGUGCUGGAAUCGGAAGAACAGGAACCUACAUAGCAGUUGAUGCAUUGUACAAAGAAAGCCAAAGGAAUAACAAAAUCAACAUUGCAGAAUACGUGAAGGAUAUGAGAGAAAAAAGGAUGAAUAUGGUCCAAACUUGUGAACAAUACAAGACAAUAUAUCUGACUCUCCAUGAAAUGCUUAAAGUUCAAAUUCCCAUUCAGAAUACAAUGGAAUUUCUUCAGAAAUUGGAAGCUGCAAAAAUAGAUCUACCGGCAAAUGAUUCUUUGAUUAGAAAAGAGGUUCAGCGGCUUCUGACAGUGCAGCCUCAGUACACAGAAGCGGAUUACAAACUUGCGUCCGAUUACAGGGAUAUGUCAAGCUCAGUUCUCCCUAUGGAUAAAUACGUGCUGUUUCUAACGUCAACCGUUUCCAAACGUGGGAAUUACAUCAAUGCAAUAUCUGUGCCCUCUUUCACCAACCGGGAUAAAUUUAUCAUCACUCACUAUCAGAAUCCAGCGGACGCUGUAGAUUUCCUGCGACUCAUAACUGAUCACGAGUCGGAAGUCGUCGUCUGUAUGGACCCUCUCAGCAGUGUUGAAUCUGCAGAGCAAUGGUUGCCAACUAUAACUAAAGCUAAGAGUUUGAGACCUUUCAAAAUUGAACUUCAGGAAGAACAUAAAACAGAAAUAGGAUGCCGAAAAAUAAGAAUUUCUAACAAAGGGAUAGAAGACAAAGAAUGUUUGGUUGAAUUUGUGGAACCAUUGUAUAACUUUAAUCUUAAGGAAUCUCAGACGGCUUCUCAAAUUCUUGGUUUGGUGUCAUUGGUAGAGAAAAUUGAAACAGACAACCCAAUAACCGUCGUCAGCAGGGAUGGUGCCGCUCUGUGUGGUGUGUUUUGUGUUGUAUACAACCUGAUACAACAGCUAACAAUGGACGAGGAGAUAGACGUGUUCUCUGCGGUCAGACUCCUACAGACAAGACGUCCUGAACUUUGUAACUCUCUGGAGGAGUACGAACUAAUCCACGAGGCCUUAUACAGAUUUAUAAAGUCGCGAAAAGAAGAACACAUCUACUACAACCAAUAAACAUGAAGUUUAUUCAUCGUUCAAUGUAACUUUGUCAGUGACAGAAUCAUAUAUUGAGUAAUCACAAAUACUUAUUCACAAUACAACAACGAUAACCUAAAACUGGAUGAAAGAUGAUAUUUCAGAAAUACUUUAAUCAUUCAAUUAAUUUUCUUAAGUUUAUACAAAUAUAAAAAAAAAAUAUGGUAAUUUACAUAUUCAAUUAUAAAAAUAAAUAUAAAUAUUACAUGCUUAAAACAAAAAUAUGCACCGAAUCAUUAUAAUUUUCAAUUUCGUGUUGUUUCAGGAACAGCUUUUAGUAAUUGAUUUAUAACUAACCAUAGUCAAAUAGCAAUAUAGACAACAGUAUUACUUUCAAAUAUAUCAUCUCAUGAUAGAUAGAUAGAUAAAUAGAUAGAUAGAUAGAUAGAUAGAUAGAUAGAUAGAUAGAUAGAUAGAUAGAUAGAUAGAUAGAUAGAUAGAUAGAUAGAUAGAUUUGAAAAAUCAUUUCAAAAUAAUGUCUGUGGAAGCUCGUUUACUUUUCUUCUUUAUCAUAAGUAAUAUUUUUGUGUUUAUUGUUUAUUUAAAUGCAAAUUAAUUUUUGCUGUUUUGAUUUAGAAAACUGUAUUUUUUCAUCAUAAAAAUGUUUUUCGUCUUGUAGACUUUAAAAAUAAAUUGAAAUAGGAAGAAAUAUAUAAGAAAUAAUCUAUUUUACAAAGUUAUUGCAGGUUGGCCUACGAUGAAUAUAAUACAGUAAAUAUACAUGUUGAGAUAAAAAAAAAGUACCGUUGCAUCGGUGGUAUGAACUCCAUUGUCUAACGUUAUAUGACGUAGAUGCCAAUGGACCCAUUUAGUCAAGCAUUUUGUUCAAUAACUGCUCGUAGAAUUAACAAUAGAAGACUAAUCAAAUUUGUUUAUAAGGUAACAUUAUGGUACGAAUGAAAAUAAUCUGGAAAAUUUAGAGUUAUCGACCAUGGCUGAGGAUCGGUGUCUGUUGAUAAAAAUAUUUGUUUCAUAACUUAAAUAUCAAGCUCUUUAAUCUCUUUGAAUGAAUCUGAAUUGUUCCAACUUGGAAAAAGGUGAUGACAUAUUCGUACAAAUUCGGAUUACAAUUCUGAAUCUAAAACUAACCAAAAAAUAUUUUGUCGCCUACUGGGUAUUGAAAUUUUAAAAUUUCCAAAACGUUGGCCAUUCUAUAUUUUAAUAAAUAUGAGACAGUGAUAACUUGAAAUGACGUUUUUCCUCGAUUUGGUAAAAAUACUGUUAAAUACUGCAAUAAUUUGUUUUGUCAUUUUUUUUAUAUAAAAGCACGUUUUGUUUUGUUUUUUAACAUUAUGUUUUGACACAAAUAGUAACUGACAUUAAUUGAUUAUGUAGAAAGCUAGUUUUACCCUAGAAUGAGUUUAUGGGGACUUUACAUUGCAAACGAAAUUAAUUCACACCGAAUAAUAACGGUAAAAUUGUGCAAUUUGUCCCGAGUGC